Lytechinus pictus (painted urchin) is the source of this 1680-nucleotide messenger RNA. RefSeq names its product centriolin-like. The coding region runs from base 1 to 1680 and encodes 559 amino acids. Lineage: Eukaryota; Metazoa; Echinodermata; Echinoidea; Temnopleuroida; Toxopneustidae. The transcript has 9 exons. The record is from RefSeq and is a predicted model, not a curated record.
AUGGUAAUGGGUUUCAAGUGGGUUAUGGAUAAGCAUGUGGAGUUGGAUGCCCUUGACUUGGCUGUGUCCAGACAACAAGUGAUGCUGAAAAGACUGAGACAAGAUGAUAAAGAUCUGAGAUACCAAAAGGAAGCAAAACUUAGAGAACUGAGGGAUCUUGAUCAAGCUGUGAAUGAAAGAAAAUCUAGGAGGGAUUUUCUACACCAUCAUCAUCAAUUUGAAACAAGAGCUGAAAACUAUGAUGUAGUAGACGAUCACCAUCUCUUGGAUGAGAGUGCAUUCCUUGACGAGGAGAUUGAGUGCCUGGAGGACACCUUAGCAAAGAGAAGAGCUCAGUUGAGGGAAGCUGAUAAGUUACUGCUGCAAUGUCAGACUGAUUUAUAUGAAGCUCAAAAUAAGGCUUGUGAAACACUUCGACAGUACGACAAAGCAACUCAUGACCUCGCAAUGACAAAAGAGGAGAGAGAGGAACUCGAACAGAGGUCACAUGAGGUCGCCGUAGCCCUGGUCCAGGCCCAGGAACGGCUCCUUGUCUUGGAGAAAGAGGUGGAAGAGCUGGAGAAAAAGCGUAGAACCGUUGAGAGGGAUGCGGUUGAGGUGGAGACCCUACUUAGUAGCAAGGAGAUGGAGAUUAGAGCAGUGGAGGCAAAGAGAGACCAGAGUUGUAAAAGGCUUGAAAGACUGAAAUCUGAGGUGAUAAUGGCCGAACAGAAGCUAUCUGAACUGCAGUCAUCAUUGAGAGAUGGUGAAAGAGAACAUUUGAACAGGAAAAGUGAGCUGGAUAGGCUACAGGAUCAGGGCUCAAAGAAGGGUGUAACCGUGGAGUCACUUCCACGUGCCCAAGAGGGUAGAACGAUGGAAUCGCGCCCACGUUCCGAGAAAAAUGGUGGAACCAUGGAGUUACGUCCACGUGCCCAAGAGGGUGGAACCGUGGAAUUGCGCCCACGUGCCCAGGGGAAGAAGGGUGGAAUCGUGGAGCUGCGGCAACAUGCCCGAAAGAUGAUGGACAAGGAUCCUCUUGAUGAACAACAAGAUGCCAUGGAGAAGGUCAAUAGAGAGAUAGGAGCCAAGCAAACUGACCUCCGAACUUUGACCUGUGAAACUGACAAACAUCAACAACAGCUUGUUACAGCACUGCAAGAAGGUGAAAGUGAGAUAGCUGCAAUUCAACAAAAAGUCAAAGACACCAAGAACAACCUGGACAGGUUGAGACGACAGCGGCAGGAGACCAGCCAGGCUUUAGAUCAACGGCGUGAUGAGCUCUCCUUUCUUCAAACCAGGGUGAGUGAUGCUGAGGGUGCCCUUCAUGAUGCAAAGUCAGCUAUGGAGAAGCAGCAAGUAGAGUUAAAACACACACUUGAGAUGGUUCACAUUGAGAAGACAGAGUUAGAGGCACUUAGGAUGCAGCAUGAAGCAAAGUUGGCAGAGCUGGAGAAGACCCAGCUAGAAGCUCUACAGGAGAGAGCAUCAUUGGAGAAACUGAAGGAGGAUGGUCAAAGGCAGAGGACUGAUUCAGAGCUGAUGAGAGAGGAGAUGAGAAGAGCUAAGGAGGAUAGAGAGCACAUCCUCUUUGAGAAACAUUCUCUGGAGGAGAGUAUUGAAGGACUGAUGCAGGAGGAAAGUGCUCUUAAACAGGGAUGCAACUCACUGGAAUCUAAACUCAAUCAUCUCAAAAUGUAA